Messenger RNA from Botrytis cinerea B05.10, 1202 nucleotides. RefSeq lists its product as hypothetical. NCBI's taxonomy places the organism in Eukaryota, Fungi, Ascomycota, Leotiomycetes, Helotiales, Sclerotiniaceae. Gene Ontology annotation, molecular function: FMN binding. The record is from RefSeq and is a predicted model, not a curated record. The transcript has 3 exons. The coding region runs from base 432 to 1130 and encodes 232 amino acids.
GGUGUGCCGCUUGUUUCAUUCAGAGUGUGAGUACCUCAGGUUCGCAUUUGUUCGGAGGGGUUCGGAGCUGCUCGGAGCGGAUGCUACUGCCGUGCUAUUGUACCGAGAUUGAUCCUGGCUACCAAAUACCCCGCCACAACCGCUCCAAGUAGCUAUCAAUAUCGUGGAGUAGAAGAAAAGUGUCUGUUUCGUCAUUAAUUGUUCCAUUGUCUGCUGAGACAUAUCUUUUGUGAAUCCCGCCAUCUCCCGGUUCAAUUGAGUGACUCCUCUCUUGUGAUAGUUGAAUAUCGGACAAAUAUAUAAGCAGAGAGAAGCGACAUAAAACACAGCACAUCCCAUUUCUUGCUCGUUAUCAGAAUCAAAAUAUCAUCGAACGUCUCGACUCCCAACUCACUUGACUUCACUUAGAAACCCGAGACAAUAAUUCAAUCAUGGUUUUUUACGAACCGGGUGUCACUGACCAUAGUCUCCCCCGAGAUCCAUUCAAAGCUUGUGUUGUACCUAGACCCAUUGGCUGGAUCUCCACCCGAUCACAAGACGGUAAAGAUAAUCUUGCACCGUACAGUCAAUUCAACAACCUGACCUUCGACCCACCAUAUGUCAUGUUUUCAGCCAAUCAAACAGAUGCCAAUGUUCGAAAAGAUACCACUAUGAAUGUUGAACAAACUGGUUCUUUCGUAUGGAAUAUGGCCACUUGGGACCUCCGAGAAGCUGUGAAUAUCACAUCUGAACAAGUUGAAUAUGGCGUUGAUGAAUUUGUAAAGGCUAGUCUCUCAAAGAUUCCCUCAACAAAUCUCAAGCAUGUAGUUCCCAUGGUCGAAGAGUCGCCUAUCAGGUUCGAAUGCACUUACCAUUCGACUUUGAGAUUGCCGGGAAACCCUCCUAUGGGGACUGUAGAUAUUAUCAUUGCGAAGGUUGUCGGGGUUCAUAUCUCGGACACAGUCCUCACAGAUGGAUUAAUCGACUUGAGUAAGGUUCAGCCUAUUGCAAGAUGUGGUUAUUAUAGCUAUGCUGUGGUGCGGGAAACAUUUGAGAUGCAACCUCCACUUGGGAAAAUGUCCUAUGGGCUGGAAGGAAAUGCUGCGAGUAAUGCAAAGGAGCAUCGUGAACAGACGAAGACUGAAAGCUAGACGAGUAAAGACUUGGAAAUUGAAGAUGCCGAUCAAAGACGCCCUGAAGACACAAUGAUUUGCAAUUGUGAA